UUGGCUCACCUUGGCCUCUCUUCCUACGGAGUUUCCUGUUUCAUUUGCUUCCUGCUCAAUCUCCAGUUUGUGCAUGACACGUACCUUUUUUGCUCGCCAGUUAGUUCGUGCACCUUUACUUCUAUUGGACCCAUAUUCUUUACCUUUGGGCAUUUGAGAACCUCUGGUCUUGGUCAGAGUUCUGCGGGCCGUCAUGGCAGUCAAGUGGACCGGUGGACACUCUUCUUCUGUCCUCUGCCUGAAUGCAAGUAAAGAUGGGCUGGUGGCUUCAGGAGCAGAGGGUGGAGAGCUUGUGGCUUGGGGUGAAGAUGGGACUCCAUUAGGACACGUGCAGUUGGAAGGGGCUGAUGAUGUUACCAGCGUCCUGUUUUCCCCCUCCUGCCCCACCAAGCUCUAUGCCUCUCAUGGAGAAAGCAUCAGUGUACUAGAUGUCAGGUCUCUUAAAGGGGCCUUGAACCAUUUUCAUGUGAAUGAUGAAGAAAUCAAUUGUCUUUCACUAAAUGAAACGGAAAGUCUGCUGGCUUCUGCUGAUGACUCUGGAGCAAUCAAAAUCCUGGACUUGGAAAAGAAGAAAGUCACCAGGUCCCUGAAGAGACAUUCUAACAUCUGUUCCUCUGUGGCUUUCCGACCUCAGCGGCCUCAGAGCCUGGUGUCAUGCGGCCUGGAUAUGCAGGUGAUGCUGUGGAGUCUUCAAAAAGCCCGACCCGUCUGGAUUACAAAUUUACAGGAGGAUGAAACAGAGGAAACAGAAGGCCCCCAGUCCCCUGGUCGGCUCCUAAACCCCGCGUUAGCCCACUCUGUCUCGGUGGCAUCGUGUGGCAAUAUUUUCAGCUGUGGUGCAGAGGAUGGUAAGGUGCGCAUCUUCAGGGUGACGGGAGUCAAGUGUGAGCGAGAAUUGGGAUUUAAGGGUCAUGCUUUGGGGGUAUCCCAAGUCUGCUUUCUGCCUGAGUCCCAUCUGCUGCUUACUGGAGGGAACGACGGAAAGAUACGGUUGUGGGAUGCGAGCUGUGAAAUGGAGAAGAAACAGAAGAGCCCUGCAAAGCACACCCACAGGAAGAAAGCAAAAAGAGCAGCUUGCCCCAAGCAGGGUGGGAACUCUAGUGCCGCAGGAGCGGAUGAGGAGAAGCAUGCAAAGAUUCUGCCAAAGCUCGAUAUUGAACAUGGAGAAAAAGUGAACUGGCUCUUGAGUACAAAAAUAAAAGGGCAGCAAAGUAUAUUAGUGGCUGAUCAGACGAGUUGUAUAUCUAUGUAUCCCUUAAGUGAACUGUAGGGCUAAUAAAAAGCACUGUAAGAA
Arvicola amphibius (Eurasian water vole) is the source of this 1294-nucleotide messenger RNA. It is a transcript of the gene Wdr53, whose product is annotated as WD repeat domain 53. The transcript is spliced from 3 exons. The record is from RefSeq and is a predicted model, not a curated record. The coding region runs from base 194 to 1270 and encodes 358 amino acids. Gene Ontology annotation, molecular function: protein binding. Lineage: Eukaryota; Metazoa; Chordata; Mammalia; Rodentia; Cricetidae.